AUCAAUACCACUUUUACCAGUUAUUUUCUAAUGGCAGUGUAACUUUCUCCCCUUACUCCAUUAAAUACAUGCCACUUCUGUUUCAUGGCUCUGCCCAUUGUUUUCCCUUCCCGUACUGGAUCUCUCCCCUGCCACAAAACCUCUCCAAUGGCUUCAAGAAGAAUCAUCAAAGAGCUCAGGGACUUGCAGAGAGACCCCCCAACUUCUUGCAGUGCAGGUCCUGUGGCAGAGGACAUGUUCCACUGGCAAGCAACCAUUAUUGGUCCAAAUGACAGCCCUUAUGCUGGGGGUGUCUUUGUGGUGACUAUUCAUUUUCCCCCUGAUUAUCCCUUCAAACCCCCCAAGGUUGCAUUCAGGACCAAAGUUUUCCACCCAAAUAUAAACAGCAAUGGAAACAUUUGCUUGGACAUACUCAAGGAACAAUGGAGUCCUGCUCUCACCAUAUCCAAGGUUUUGCUCUCAAUAUGCUCACUUCUGACGGAUCCAAACCCAGAUGACCCUCUUGUUCCAGAGAUAGCUCACAUGUGCAAAUCUGAUAAAAUCAAGUAUGAGGCCACUGCUAGAAGCUGGACCCAGAAGUAUGCCAUGGGCUAACACCAACCCAUAUUGUUUUCUGCAAUUCUUCAACUUCUCUGCCUUAAUAAAUGCUCCAAUCCUUUUUCCACCUCGAGAUACAUAUAUAUAUAUAAAUACGCACAUGUAAUUUCAGCAUCCUUUGGCCUGUGGAAUAAAUGGUUGGCCAAUAAGGGACUAAAUUGGCUUGUUUUUGGUCC
Molecule: messenger RNA, 773 nt
Organism: Diospyros lotus (date-plum)
Lineage: Eukaryota; Viridiplantae; Streptophyta; Magnoliopsida; Ericales; Ebenaceae
Product: ubiquitin-conjugating enzyme E2 10-like
Exons: 4
Coding region: 85-594 (169 amino acids)
Biological process (GO): protein polyubiquitination
Cellular component (GO): nucleus
Molecular function (GO): ubiquitin conjugating enzyme activity
Source: RefSeq, a predicted model, not a curated record